Molecule: messenger RNA, 1578 nt
Organism: Pterocles gutturalis (yellow-throated sandgrouse)
Lineage: Eukaryota; Metazoa; Chordata; Aves; Pterocliformes; Pteroclidae
Gene: SLC16A6
Product: solute carrier family 16, member 6
Exons: 5
Coding region: 7-1578 (523 amino acids)
Biological process (GO): transmembrane transport; monocarboxylic acid transport
Molecular function (GO): monocarboxylic acid transmembrane transporter activity
Source: RefSeq, a predicted model, not a curated record
UCAAAAAUGACUGUCAAAGCUGUAAAAAUGCCGUGCACCGCUCCCAAUGUUUAUCCUAAAGUGCCUGACGGAGGAUGGGGAUGGACAGUUGCGUUUGCUUUCUUCUUUGUGGAAGCCCUAACAUACGGCAUUAUAAAAUCGUUUGGCGUCUUCUUUAAUGACCUGAUGGAAAGCUUUGACGAAACCAACAGCAGGAUAUCCUGGAUCAUAUCCAUCUGUGUGUUUGUCCAGACCUUCACAGCUCCUCUGUCAACGGUCCUCAGCAAUCGCUUUGGUCACCGCCUGGUGGUGAUGGCCGGAGGGGUGCUGAUCAGCACCGGCAUGGUCACUGCCUCCUUCGCCCGCAAUGUUGUGGACAUGUACAUCACCAUCGGUGUCAUCUCCGGCCUUGGAUACUGCCUCUCUUUCCUCCCGACUGUCACCAUUUUAUCACAGUAUUUUGACAAAAGACGUUCGCUGGUCACAGCAGUGGCAUCUACAGGGGAAUGUUUUGCUGUUUUCUCCUUUGCACCAGCAAUUACUGCUCUGAAGGAGCAGAUCGGCUGGAGAUACAGCCUCCUUUCUGUGGGGGUGCUGCAGCUGAGCAUCGUCAUCUGCGGAUCCCUGCUGCGACCCAUCGUCAUCAAAGAGCAAGAAGAAGUGAAAGCGCAGCCUCCCGAAGAGCCCACGGAGACCAAGUACAUGCUUGAAAAUGAGCAAACACGCACCUCAAUCGAGUCCAUAGACUCAGGAGUAGAAAUAACUACCUCACCCAGCAACGUGCCUGGAAAAACCAAAGCAGAGCCGAAAAGUGAAGAACCAAAGGAACACGUGCAGAUCCAUGUUGAACAUAACAGCACCCCUCCAGAACCAAAAACCAAACUACUGGACUUUUCUGUGAUGAGAGACUAUAGCUUUAUCUGUUAUGCAUUCUUUGGCCUCUUUGCUACCCUGGGCUUCUUCGCUCCCUCCCUCUACAUCAUUCCCCUGAGUCGCAGCCUUGGCAUCGGCAAAGACCACUCAGCGUACAUCCUGUCCGCCAUGGCCAUCGCGGAGGUCUUUGGAAGAAUUUCAGCUGGCUGGGUUCUCAACAAAAAGCCUAUCCGCAAGAUCUACAUCGAACUCAUCUGCGUCGUCCUGCUGUCCGUAGCGUUGGUUGCCUUCCCUUUCGCCUCGGAAUUCUGGGGCUUGAUGACAUGUAGCAUAUUUUUUGGGUUCAUGCUCGGAACAGUGGCGGGCACGCAUAUUCCCCUCCUGGCAGAAGACGACGUGGUUGGCAUCGCAAAGAUGUCUUCUGCAGCUGGAGUCUACGUCUUCAUUCAAAGCUUAGCUGGGUUGGCCGGACCACCCCUUGCAGGUGUCUUAGUGGAUACGACACAGAACUACAGCUCAGCCUUCUACUCCUGUGCUGCUGGCAUGGUCCUGGGUGCCGUGUUUCUGUCCCUGGUGAGACCGUGCAAGGCUGGGCUGUGCCGCCGCCAGCAGCAGUGCGCAGAGCAGAGCGUGGCGGAGGUCGUACCGGAUCUACCAGAGGACUUUAUUGAAAUGGAUAUUGGAAAAGCAGAAAAUUCAGGAAAAGGCUGUGACAGCGUGGCAUAA